Temnothorax curvispinosus is the source of this 6607-nucleotide messenger RNA. It is a transcript of the gene dtr, whose product is annotated as dynein assembly factor 1, axonemal homolog. Gene Ontology annotation, molecular function: protein binding. Lineage: Eukaryota; Metazoa; Arthropoda; Insecta; Hymenoptera; Formicidae. The coding region runs from base 1 to 6105 and encodes 2034 amino acids. The transcript is spliced from 13 exons. The record is from RefSeq and is a predicted model, not a curated record.
AUGAGCGCGUUUAAACUCGACGAUAAUAAAACGCUGAACGACCCACGCGAUCUCUCGUUCAGUUCCCUAGCAGAGGAUAGCAGUCAAAGUUCUAUAUCAUCUGUUACUCAUAUGACUAUAUCUUCUGUAUCCGAUCACAAGGUUGUCGAAGAUAGUCCAGCAGAGCAUGGGGUUCUAAACAGUACCGUGAAGGCCCAAUCCGAGGUGGAAAAAUGUGAAAAUUUAUGCGGAAGUGAGGAAAUAGAAACAACAAACGACGUCGAUGAAUACGAUGCUCCGCCAGUUUCCUUAAAUUACGAUAAAAUAUUCGUUUUAAAUCAAGAAAAUCCAUCUUACUUUAAUUCUAAUAUAAGCGAUUGUGAUGUUUCUACGCACGGCGAUUGUGAUGUUUCUAUAUACGAUAAUUUCGAUUACGACAAAACAAUCCAGGAUGAAGAUUCCAAAGAUAGUGAUAAAACGAUUCAAGAUGAAUUUCUGACGAAUGAUCAAUGCGUGAAUUUUUUUAACAGUUUAACAGAAUUGCGAGAAAGUUUGGUUAGCAUUGAUUCGGAGUAUGAAAAAAUAUAUCAAAGAUAUAGUGAAGAAAAAUUUGUCGAUUCAGGAAUUUCCUUGACUAGUGGAUUAAACAUAGAAAAUGAUAGCAAAAUUUUUCAACAAGCUAUUGAUAAUUGUGAUAAUUAUGAUUCACAUAAUACUUCUGAAAAAAGCGAUAUCGUCGCUUGUAAAAUUGUUGAAGAAGACAUAAAAAAUAAAAAGAUGGAGCUUGCACAAAAUGUUACAUAUAUAAAUAUCGAAGAUUCUCUUCAAGAAAAACUAGAUAUAAAAAACACAUCAGUUUCAACGAUAGAAUCUAGUGAUUGUUUUAUAAGUAAUAAUGAGAGUUAUUUUAAAGCCGACCUGAAUUUACCGAGACAUAUGGAAGAGAACGCGAAGCAUAUGUUAAGCACCGAAGAAGACAGUAUCGAAAAUACGAUUACCGAAAUACAAAAAAUGGAUAAGAUAAUCAAGAAUCUCUGCAUCAGUGACGAUGAACAUCACGAUUCGGCGGAAGAACGAAUGAUAGAAGGCUUAUCCGCGAAAAUGGAGAAUGAUUACGAUGACGUGAUGAGGAAAAUUAUCGAAAGUUGCUCCGACGUUUCUUCCGACGCAGAUUUUCAGCAACAUUCACCGAUCCGCGAAAUCCCGAGUACAGAUCUCAUACGAUCGAGGAGCGAAUGUGUAAUUAAGAAGUUUCGAGGAGAUGAAUUUUUUCCGCGUCGUCGCGUCGUUUCCGAGACUGCCAUAGCUAAAGAAGAUAUAUUAAGAACUAUCGAGGAAGCGGAGAAAAUACUAACUGACGGUCCGUGUUGGGACACGUUGGAAACAAAUGCUAAUCAGACAACAGAGAAUUAUCGCAAAGACAAUUCGUCGGAGAAAUCUAUGGAAAAGAUAAAAGGUGAUAAAGAGCAUGAGAAUGCAAAUGAAACAGUAAAUCAAAUAAAAAUUGAUUUCGUUAAGAAUGAUGAUACUAAAAUAAAUUCAGCAAAUACGGUGAUUGAAGAGAUGGCAAUCCCGGAGUCUGACAUUGUUGAAAGCAAUUUGCAAAAAUUAGCUGAAAUUACAUGUCCUGAUCGUCCCAGAUCGCGUAUCGAGAUUCGGGAAACUUUGGAAAAGAUAGCUGAAGAAAAGAGGAAAAUAGAAGAUCGGAAGAAAAAAUCGCUAGAGAAAUUAUCUAAGAAAUUCAAAGAAAUCGAUAAGCUCGUUGCCGAUCACAAUUAUCCUUUUUAUGUAUCUGAUUCUUGUGAGCUCAAAACUCCAGACGAUGUCGCCGUCGAGUCUGACAGUCUCGAUGAAUUUCAGGUUCGGAUUGAUCCGGAGAAUUUCGAAGUUCCUCUAACAAAAUCCGAAAUAACUGAGAAUUUGAAAAUCGAAGAGUUGGAAAAAGAACUCGCGGAUGAAAUGGAAGAGCACAAGAAACUUAUGGAUGAAUAUCAGAAAAUUAUUACUACGGAUUUAGAGAAAAUUCAGUUGACUUUGGAGUCAGGAUCGAUACAGGUUUGUAAUGACGUAAAUAUUGAUGAAGAAGCCAAAAAUAAAUCUAAAGAUGACGAAAAAAUGAAUGAGGAAUUUUCAAAUGAAACGUCUGAAAUAAUGAAUGAUACAACGGCGAUUAAAAUCGAUUCAGAAUCCGACGAUUCUUUCAUGGAAGAGUUUAAAGAACCAGAAAAGACGUACAUCAAAGGAAAGAUUUAUGAUUUUGACGAGAAAAAGCACGGUGUUAGAAUGACAGAGGAACUAAUCAGGAAGCACUGCAAGGAACACAAACUCUAUGAGACUCCGUAUUUGAACGACGUUUUGUAUUUGCACUAUAAAGGCAGAUUUUCCUUCAUCGAGAAUCUCGAAAAAUACACAGGUCUGAAAUGUUUGUGGCUAGAAAGUAACGGUAUACGCGAGAUUGCUAAUUUGGAAAAUCAGAGCGAACUCAAAUGCCUGUAUCUGCACCACAACCUUAUCAGUAAGAUCGAGAAUCUCGAUUGCCUAACGAAGCUCGACACCCUGAACCUCUCGCACAACACGAUACAGAGGAUCGAGAAUCUCGGUAACUCGGAGUCGCGAAGCGGCCUCAAGUUCCUGAACAACCUGAACCUGUCGCACAACUAUCUACGAGAAACCGCUGACAUCGAGCAUCUCCGUCUACUGCACGCGCUCUCAAUCUUGGAUAUCUCUCACAACAAGAUCGACACCUGCGACGUCGUUGACAUUCUGGGAGAUAUGAAGUCGCUGCGUGUUUUAACGUUGACCGGCAAUCCAGUGCUCAAGCAGAUAAAGAUGUAUCGCAAGACAAUGAUUCUUAAAUGCAAGAAUCUUCAGUAUCUAGACGAUCGACCAGUAUUCCCACGCGAUCGUGCCUGCGCCGAGGCCUGGAUGCGCGGCGGCGUCGACGAGGAGGUGGCCGAGAGGAAUCGAUGGAUCCAGGCGGAGCAGAAGAAAAUUAACGACAGUGUCAUGGCCCUGAUAAACAAAAGGAAGCUGUGCAAACCGGUCGGGGCGUCCGAAAAGGAGGCGAUGGAUAAGAAGAAGAAAGAGAAGGAGGAGGAGGAGGAGGAGAACGAAGAAGUCGCCACGAAAUCAAACGUGCGCGCCACAACGAGGAGCAGCGGACUGGUAAGAACUAGUUUCGUCAAGGUCUGGUACAGAAUUCGUGCUUUGAAUAAUAUCACCAUCAUCGGUCCCGUCGGCUAUUUGAUCAUUCACGACCUCGAUUUGGAAAGGAAGAAAAAAUCCGAAGACCGAUCCUUCCUCGGUUCCUACAACUCUCCAUCGUCGUCGUCGUCGUCGUCAUCGUCGGAAGACGAACAGCUCGCAAGCGACGAAGAAAACGAACGCAGGCGGCAAAAAGGAGGCGAGGAAAGUGACGGAAGGAGGCCAAUGGCGGAGCAAGAGAGAAAAGUUUCCGAUGGAAACAACGGGGAACUUCUGCUGCCUUGGAAAGUCGAGGUUCAAGAUGAAAUUCAGCCGCCAACACUGAUUGAAGAAAUAUCGGAAUCCAAUAAUCAACAAUAUAUUGCUGAUGACGCAGAAAGGAAAUCGCACGAGACACAAAUUUUGGAUAAUUAUAAAAGUAUACAUGAUCCACUCGGUGAUCGUAUCAUCGAUACGGAAACUGCUACUUAUAGGAAAGUAGUAUUGGAGUCGCAUAUAGAAAAAGAACAGACAGCAGAUCUGCAAAAAUCGAUCGAUGACAAUAAUGAAGCAAAUGGUCGUAAAAACGAGACAGCAUCUACCUGUUCAGUAUCGUGUGACACAUCGGAUUUAAAGCAGAUAUUAGAAGAAGAUGCAAAUACAGUCACUAACAUGAAAGAUGAUCCAUCGAGUAAAAAUAACAAGAGCUAUCAAAGAAAAAGCAAAGAAUAUCCGUUCGGUUCUAAACUUAGCAGUAUCCGAGAAGAGAUAAGAGAAUUCUGCGACAGUAUGGAUAGGUUUGUUGACGAAAACAAGAUAGUGUUCAAGAACGGUAAGGUGGAAGGAUUCUGGGGCGAGAGAAAGAUGGUGGACGAGAAUUUGCAAACUGAUUUUGUUGAUGAUAGCAAGAUCCAAGAAACCGGGACCAAGGUUUCCGCGAGCGAGGAAGAUAAACUGCAAUGGUGGAGUACCAAGGAAAGAAAACUGAAGGUCAAGGAGAUCCUAAAGAAACGAGAGGACGAAGCAAAGAGAAACAAAGUGGAGGCAGAAGAUGCCGAAAUAAAUGAAAAAUUCGAUAGCUGUUCGUCGGAGGAUAAAAACCAGCAGACUGAUAUUACAAAUAAUUUUCAGGAUAUCUACGACUUGAUGACACUGAAAACUUGCCCGUCAAGUGCCCUCCCGGAUUCGACGGAAACAUAUUCCAUAAAAAACGAGGAAAAUUAUGACUGCGAGCAAUCUGUAAAGAUACAGCAAGAAGAAUCGCGCGGGGUGUUCAGCAGCCUCUUUGCUGAAUUGAGAAAUCGGGAUUGCGUACAAAAAAUACACGAACCGGAAGUUUCAACUGAAUUAAUGGUUCUAGAGGAAAGAUUGGAUUGUGAAACAGCCACUAAUAUGAAGAAAGAUCUUGUUGAUUACAAUGAAAAGUGCGAAAAUAUUGUAGAGGAUAAUUCUGUAAAAAUCGAAAUUUUGGAAGACAAAGUUAACGAUCUUUCACUUGAAUCUUCGGAAGGAAAGAAAAACAUCGAUGAAUCCGAUGACGAUUCCUUUAAGACAGCAACAUCCGUUCAAGAAGACUCUCAAAUUUCGGGAAGCAAUUAUGAAUCAUCGGAAGUUUUAAGAUUGACUAAUACGGAAAAUAAUUUUGACAAAAUUACCGAUUCAAUUAAAAGUAAAAAUAUUAAUCAGUUGGUAGAUAAUCAUUGGAAGGAAAUAAUUUUAAAUAAAGAACAUAACGACGCGAUUUGUGAAAAUAAGAAAAUCAAUGAUGAAUCAGAAAAAUCUGAUAAAAUCGAGAUAUCAAAAACAGAGCGAGAAUUUUCAACGGAAAUUGAAAAAUCUAAUUCUCAAAGGGAAUCGCUCGUUCGAACGAUAAAUCGUUUAUCCCUAGAAAGACCGAGUCGCUCUUCAAAACUAACGGGUAAAAGAAUUCGCGAAGCGGAAGAUAUCGAGGUCAGCAACAAGAAAUCUUUCCUUAUCGAGGAAAUAAAACCCGGAAGAAAACCGGAGGAACGCAAGUCUCGUAGCCAAAUUUCUGAGAGAUGCAGACAGCAUCUGAUACAAGAAACGAAGAAAUUCGCGAGAAAAGUAUCACCGUUGAUCGACAAAUGCAUAACAAAUCUGAUAAAAGAAACGGAAGGUACAGACGAAAAAUCGCAAUGUCAUAAAUCUAAUCGAAGUCUCGGAGAAUAUCUGUCAUCUGGUUGCAUCUCGAAAAUGGAUCUUAAUAAGCCCGCAGGCGAUUUUGGAGAACGAAACAAUUGUCGCGAUAAGUCUAACGAUGUAACAAAUACAUAUUCUGAAAAACAAGAAUUGAUGACGGAACAAACGAUCAAUUCGCAAUCCGGCGCGUCAGCUAAUCAUUCUGAUAUUCAAUCGCUUGCCAAUCUUUUACAACAAUCCAAAAACUAUAAGUCAGAGUCUCUCGCGAUAAAUGCAUCAUUUUACAAAGAAUUUUGCGAUCAUCUGCAUGAAUUAGAAAGCAGAAAGAAAUUGUUGAUUAAGCCAGAUUUUACAAUGGACAAUCAAGAAUCAAAAGAAAUAUUAUCGGAUAAUAAAUUACAGAAAACAGAAUGUUUGAUAAAGAAAUCAGUUAAACCGCUGAUCGAAGAGAUUUCUAAAUGUCCUACAACGUCUAAAGAACAAACUUUCGAGCAAAAAGAAAUUAAACAACAAUCACAAACUAUUUCCCAUUGUCAACAAAUAGAUGUUGCCUUCAGAAUGUCCGAAGAAACAGUUGAGAUUCCUGAUGAUUUUCAAAACCACAUUAAGCGAGAAAGCGCAGAUAACUUGAAAGAAGAAAUAAAAGUUGAAACAUUUUCAACAUCAUGUACAGUAGAAAACGCAGAAUGCAAGGAAAAAUGUGUAUUGCCAAACGAGGAACGCAAAAUCGUCACGACAAAUAUAAAAAAGAGUAUAGAAAUGCAAGUUGCACAGGAGAAUUAGAAGGAAUCAAAGUUUUACUAUAUUAUUCUUAAAUAAACAAUCGCAGUUACUUAAUGCACGUUAAUGUACUUGAUCGAAGGCAAAUUGUAAAACUAAGAAUGAAUUUGACUUUUGAGGGAAUAGGUUUUCGCGUGAUCGGAGAAUUUGUUAUAGAUGACAUAUAACGUUCGUUAGUUUAAGUUCAUAGAAUGUUCAAUAUUUUUCUUGCUUUUCUAUUUGAAAUAAAUGUGUUACCUUCAAGACUCAUUUUAAAUGCGGGAACUUUGAAACUUGUUCGAAAGAAACGGCAGGUUGUGGAAUGGGUCGACCUUCUACUACGUACACUUUAUUUUUGUGUCCACACUCACAUCAAUUAUAUAAUAAUAAUAAUCAUAAUAAUGACGAUGGCGGUGAUGUCGAUGAACCAUAAUUAAUAAUAGUAAUAAUAAUUAAUCCGUAAUUAUGUGCAAUGAUAACCGGUCGCACGCGAAAGAAAUGGUAAUCUCUGUCACGUUAUUAAAUA